Panthera uncia (snow leopard) is the source of this 1586-nucleotide messenger RNA. RefSeq names its product OS9 endoplasmic reticulum lectin (gene OS9). Gene Ontology annotation, biological process: endoplasmic reticulum unfolded protein response; retrograde protein transport, ER to cytosol. The coding region runs from base 40 to 627 and encodes 195 amino acids. Gene Ontology annotation, cellular component: endoplasmic reticulum lumen. The record is from RefSeq and is a predicted model, not a curated record. Lineage: Eukaryota; Metazoa; Chordata; Mammalia; Carnivora; Felidae. The transcript has 6 exons.
GGCGGAAGGAGCUGCCCUGAGUAAGAAGGUGAACGAAAGAUGGCGGCGGAAACGCUGCUGUCCAGCCUGUUGGGGCUGCUACUUCUGGGGCUCCUGUUACCCGCAACUCUGGCUGGCGGUGUCGGAAGCCUGAAUCUAGAGGAACUGAGUGAGAUGCGUUAUGGGAUCGAGAUCCUGCCGUUGCCUGUCAUGGGAGGGCAGAGCCAAGCUUCGGACGUGGUGAUUGUCUCCUCUAAGUACAAACAGCGCUAUGAAUGUCGCCUGCCAGCUGGAGCUAUUCACUUCCAGCGUGAAAGGGAGGAGGAGGCACCUGCUUACCGAGGGCCUGGGAUCCCUGAGCUGUUGAGCCCAAUGAAAGAUGCUCCUUGCUUGCUGAAGACCAAGGACUGGUGGACAUAUGAAUUCUGUUACGGACGCCACAUCCAGCAGUACCACAUGGAAGAUUCAGAGAUCAAAGGUGAAGUCCUCUAUCUCGGCUACUACCAAUCGGCCUUCGACUGGGAUGAUGAGACAGCCAAGGCCUCCAAGCAGCAUCGUCUGAAACGCUACCACAGCCAGACUUAUGGCAACGGGUCCAAGUGCGACCUUAAUGGGAGGCCACGGGAGGCCGAGGUUCGGCUUCAGUAGGCCAAGAACUGAGGGCAAAGACUGCACUUUCCUCUUAUCUACUGAACAUAUGCCCUGCACCAAGCCCUGUCAUAGAAACUGGGGAUGAAGUGGUGACUGAGAGACCUAGUCCUGCUCUCAGGAGACAGACAUUAAAUAAACAGCCACAGCAAGCAGGAUAAAGUCUGACAGGUGAACUACAUAUCAUGGGGGUGAUAAGGGGGAUGCACAAUAAAGGAACUAGCCAAGUCUAGCUGAAGGGGAGGCUUCCUGGAGAAUGUGACCUUUGAACUGACAGUUGAAGGAUGAGGAGCUAGUCCAGCAGCUGUAGAGGAGGGGUAGAGGGAAGAGGGCAUUCCAAGUGGAAGGUCUGCUAAGUGCCAUAGGCCUGGAGACAAGGGGAAGUUGAUAGCUUUUCGUAGUGACUGGAGAGAAUUGUGGGAAGGGAGUGUGGGAGGUGAGGCUGGGCAGCAAUUAGGGGUCAGCGUGCAGGUCAUGAAGCUCUGUAGCUAUGUUGAGUUUGGACAAUCCAAGAAAUAAGGGGGAAGCUAAUGAGAUAUCUUAAGGAGGAUGAUGACAUAUUCAGUUUUGGUUUUGAAAGCUCACUCUGGCUGGAAUGUAGCAAAUGAUUGGGAGGCCAGUUAGGAAGUGGUUGCAGUGAUCCAGGUGAGAAAAGAAGGUGGCCCAGGGAUGAAGAAAUGUGAAUUUGGAGGUAGAUUUAGGGAACAGAAUCAAUAGAGUAAGACUCAUAGGUUUCUGGGUUGAGCAUGGAUAGAUGGUGGUUCCUAAAUUAGGUAGAGUAGAAAGAAGAAUAGGUUUGGUGAAGGAAAAUGAUGAUUCUGGUUUUGAGUAUGAUGAUUUUGGUGGCUGCAGGCAUCCAAGUAGAGAUUUCUGAGGAGGCUGUUAGAUCUGUGGGUUUGGAACUCAGGAGAGAGAUCCGAAUUGAACCCCGAAGGCUGGGAGUCAUCAACAUAUUGGCU